Molecule: messenger RNA, 2129 nt
Organism: Oncorhynchus kisutch (coho salmon)
Lineage: Eukaryota; Metazoa; Chordata; Actinopteri; Salmoniformes; Salmonidae
Product: zinc finger protein 664-like
Exons: 2
Coding region: 239-1606 (455 amino acids)
Biological process (GO): regulation of transcription by RNA polymerase II
Cellular component (GO): nucleus
Molecular function (GO): RNA polymerase II cis-regulatory region sequence-specific DNA binding; DNA-binding transcription factor activity, RNA polymerase II-specific
Source: RefSeq, a predicted model, not a curated record
GGUGGACGGAACGCUUCUUUCAACAGCAGCAACAGUUAGUCAGACACCUCGGUAGCUUGAUAGACAAAAUAGACGAACCAAUAAAGCUCUUUAGACGGGUUCGCAUAGCCACUGUGUUUUAAACACAAUUCUGUCGUCUAGUUAGUUAUCCCAUUUAAUUUCAUAUUUACGGUGUUGUUAUUAGUCAGCUAGCGCCUGGUUAAGUUAGCAUUAGCCUAGCUAGCUAACAUCCCCGACCAUGAGUUCACCAAGCUACUCUCCUCCUGCUGAAGAAGAGGAGGUCUGCUGUAUGGAGAAAGAAGCUCUCGUGAAAGAGGAGGAGGAAGAGGAGGUUGUUACAAUACAAAAACAAGUAGAGGGUGAGACUGUUACAGUGAAAGAAGAAGAGAAAGACGUUUCCGUUAAAGAAGAGGAAGACUCGUUCAGAGUGAAAGAGGAGGAGGAUGUUACAGUAAAAGAAGAGGAUGUUGCUGUUUUUGGAGUAAAGGAAGGAGAGAUGAUUGUCACACUGAAAAAGGAGGAAGAAGAGGAGGAAACUGGAUAUCUGGGACCGGUUUCCCAAACGCAUCUUAUUAAGGUGUCCGAUGGUUCUAGCCGUAAAAUGGUUUUGAGAAACCGUUCCUCGAUUUACACUAGAGAGAGACAGAACUACCAUGGAUCCUCUGGGGAGCCCCAACUACAUCACAAAGCUGACGAGGCAGAGAAGAGUCUCUCCACUUCAGAACAUCUCAAAUUCCAGCAGAGACCCACAGGAAUGAAACCUUACCACUGCUCUGUCUGUGGGAAGAGUUACUCAAGAUCAGAUUCACUAAAAGCACACCAGAGAAUUCACACUGGAGAGAAACCUUAUAGCUGUUCUCAAUGUGGGAAGAGUUUUACUACAUCUAGCCGUCUGACUAUACACCAGAGAAUACACACAGGAGAUAAAUCUUUCCACUGCUCAGACUGUGGGAAGAGUUACUCAAGAUCAGAGUCACUAAACACACACCAGAGAAUUCACACUGGAGAGAAACCUUAUAGCUGUGGUCAUUGUGGGAAGGGUUUUACUACAUCUAGCAAGCUGACUAUACACCAGAGAAUACACACAGGAGAUAAAUCUUUCCACUGCGCAGACUGUGGGAAGAGUUUUCUGAUAUCAGGACAUUUAAAAUCACACCAGAGAAUACACACAGGAGAGAAACCGUAUAGCUGUGAUCAAUGUGGGAAGAGGUUUAGUCACUUAAGCAGCCUGAUAGUUCACCGGAGAACACACACAGGAGAGAAACCUUAUAGCUGUGAUCAAUGUGGGAAGAGUUUUACUCAGUCUAGUCAGCUGACUAGGCACCAGAGAACACACACAGGAGAGAAAUAUUUUAGCUGUGAUCAAUGUGGGAAGACUUUUACUGAGCCUGGUAACUUGACUAAGCAUCAGAGAACACACACAGGAGAGAAACCAUAUAGCUGUGAUCAAUGUGGGAAGAGUUUUACUGAGUCUGGUAACUUGACUAAGCACCAGAGAAGACACUCAGGAGAGAAGUCACAUAGUUGUGAUCAAUGUGACAAGAGAUACUAUGAUAAUCGAUCUCUGAUUAAACAUCAGAAAAUACAUGAAGGAGUUGUUUCAUGAUAUCAAUGAAAUGAUGUCACAAUGUAGAAUGUUUUAACAUGGUUGGAUUAUCUUAAUGAUGUCACAAUGUAGAACCCUAAACGUUUAUCUCCUGUUCUAUUGAUUUCAGCAUGAUAUGAAUAUUAGCCUCAUAAGGGGGAAAAUCCAGCCUCUGAAAUGAAAGAGUACUAUUUAUUUGAUUAACAAAAAAAGGAGUUGUUACCACAUUGGCAUCGCACUAUUUGAGUUUUUUUUUUUAUCCUCUUAUGUUUUGUUGUCUAGUAAAUAUUUUGUUCGUCCAUGUCUGAAAUGUGCUAUAUAAAUAAAUCUUGAUAUACAUUUUCAAAUUGCAAAACAAAUUAACCCAAUGACCGACUUCAACGAAUCCAGUGGAUUUUUGUUGAAAAGGAAAAAUGUUGAAAUCAACAAUAUGUCAAAGGCUUCAACUCCUGAAAACUGAAACAAACAGAUCAAUCCCACUUUUCCAGCCUGCUGAAGGCGUGGUGGAGUGGUAAACACCACCCCCGGCUCUACCAGGGGCUUG